Molecule: messenger RNA, 3970 nt
Organism: Hyalella azteca
Lineage: Eukaryota; Metazoa; Arthropoda; Malacostraca; Amphipoda; Hyalellidae
Product: activating signal cointegrator 1 complex subunit 3-like
Exons: 29
Cellular component (GO): nucleus
Molecular function (GO): nucleic acid binding; ATP binding
Source: RefSeq, a predicted model, not a curated record
AUAAACUGUCUCAUUCAAAUUAAUUUUUUCAUCAUAUUACAGUUUGUAUCUAGGACAGGAGUAGAAAUUUUAUUCUAAACUUGCUGCAAGACUUCCUCAGUCUUGUGACUGCCAGUAGCCACUGCACAAUGGCUCCACUGUCAGUUCCUUGUUCCUCAGGUCCUCCCCGCAUCACAAACUAUCUUCGUGCAUACAGCAACGUCACCAGCAAGAAGAAAGACGAUGAGGAUCAGGAUGAUACAUUGCAGGUGCUGGCUGCCAAGCGGGAGAAGCGGAGGCAAGAAAUCAGGGAGAGCGGCGCCAGUUGGGCGCGCAUCAAGAAGGGCGUGGAGAAGCUGGCUGCUGAUGGAGACCUCAACGUCAACUGCUACCUCAAGGACCUCUAUGACGUUGCCAGACAGGUUUCCCCCGAGCUUGAGACGCGAGACGAAGUUUGCAGUUUGUUGUUCCGCGAGAGCUUCCCCCACCGCCACCUCCCCCAGCACAGCCGCCUGAGGGUGCGCCAGGUGGUGGGCGACGUGGCCAGCGCCCUCAUUGACCGGGCACACCAGUGUGUGCAGAAGGUGGUGGAGCUGGUUGGUGCAGAGGAGCUACAGGAACUCAUGAAUGUUCUCGAGAACACCGACAACAAACGCGAGAUGUUCGGCUCGAACCUCAAGGUGGGGGGCAUGUGCCUGGAAUGUCCCGUGCAGAUCCUCCCUGGACUUAUGAAGCUCACGCACUCAGAAAAAUCUGAGACAAACUCGCCUGCGCUGACCCUGCAAUACAGCAAGCCUGAACCACUCCCCAACAAGACACCCAUGCCCCCUCAUGACACCCAUGCCCCCNUUACCUCCUCCAGGAGUGAUGACGAGCUGCAGAACGAGCUGUUCGACUUCCUGGGCUUCGAACGCUUCGAGCUCAUCCAGAAGUUGCUGUCAAAGCGCCGCGUGCUGACCACCGCACCCAGCAAGCAGCACAAGCUCGCCGUCCUUAAAGAGGAGCUGCAGCAGCGGGGGCACAGCUUCAGCAGCAACACCCUGGGCCAGAGUGUGACUGUCAUGAGCGAGACCGAGAAGACCUUCCUGAAGCAGGCGAGGAAGGAGGAGAAGAAGAUGAUGAAGACGGCACGGCAGCUCGCUGACGACGACAGCGUCCAGGACUUUGAUCCUGCCGCCCUUAAGGCCAAGAGGGAGCUGGCGCUGCUAGGCGCUAGUGAAGCGCUGCUGCUGAAGCGUGACCGGCCGUUCGCCGCGCCCCAGGUCGUCUAUCCUUACGUCUACGAUAACUUCGCUGCAGCCAAGCAGACUGCAGGGUUUGUGUCGGGGCAGCGGCUGGUUCUCCCCGAGGGGUUCACGCGCACCAGCGACGCCGUCAAGGAGGAGGUCGAGAUCCCCAAGAACGACCCCGCCCCUCCUGACGUGGGGGCUAAACUCAUCCCCAUCUCCACGCUGGACCAGGUCGGUCAGGUCGCCUUCAGGAACUGCAAGACCCUAAACAGGAUCCAGAGUGUGGUGUACCCCGCAGCGUACCACAGCAACCACAACCUCCUCAUCUGCGCCCCCACCGGUGCAGGCAAGACCAACAUCGCCAUGCUCACCGUCGUCCAUCAGAUCAGGCAGCACAUGGACGAAGCCGGCGUCAUCCAGAGGGACAAGUUCAAGAGGGACAAGUUCAAGGUGCGUCAUCCAGAGGGACAAGUUCAAGAACUGUGUUCACUUGACUCACUGGCCGUGGAGAACUGUGUNACCCACAUGCUCGUCACCACGCCUGAGAAGUGGGACGUCACCACCAGGAAGCCAGGUAAUGACAUGCACCUCACCAAGGCAGAGAUGAUGGCAACCCACAUGCUCGUCACCACGCCUGAGAAGUGGGACGUCACCACCAGGAAGCCAGGCGACACGCAGCUGGCGCAGCUGGUGAAGCUGCUCAUCAUUGACGAGGUGCACCUCCUGCACGGCGACCGCGGGCCUGUCCUCGAGACCCUCGUCGCCCGCACACUGCGCAUGGUAGAGUCGCAGCAGACGAUGGUGCGCAUCGUCGGUCUCUCAGCGACGCUGCCCAACUACUGCGACGUGGCAGAGUUCCUGCACGUCAACCCCUACACCGGCCUCUUCUUCUUUGAUGGGCGGUUCCGUCCGGUGCCGCUGGGGCUGACGUUCUGCGGCAUGAAGGCGAUGAGUCGCCUGCGCCUGAUGGAGGAGAUGGACAGAGUGUGCUUUGACAAGGCGCUCCACUACGUGCAGAAGGGCGAGCAGGUGAUGGUGUUCGUGCACGCACGUAACGGCACCCUACGCACGGCCGAGAACCUUAUCAAGCUGAUGCAGGAGCACGGUAAGGGCGAGGCGUUCGCCCCAGAGUCGUGCCCUGCCGUGACGCGGGCCCGCCACGACCUCGCCCGGUCCCGCAACAAGAAGCUCAGCGAACUCUUCGACCACGGCUUCGGGGUGCACCACGCCGGGCUCCUGAGAGCCGACAGGUCGCUGAUGUUGUGUGAUGUAGGCUGUGGUGUGCAGGGCACGGACAUCUACGACAGCAAGCGCGGGGAGAUGGUGGACCUCGGCAUCCUGGAUGUGCUGCAGAUCUUCGGUCGCGCGGGGCGCCCCCAGUUCGACUCUAGCGGCCAGGGCAUCAUCAUCACGACCCAUGAGCGGCUGGUGCACUACCUCUCCCUCCUCACCAACCAGUACCCCAUCGAGAGCUCCUUCAUCAACCACCUCGCCGACAACCUCAACGCCGAGAUAACUCUGGGCACCGUGACCAACAUUGAGGAGGCGAAGGCAUGGUUGAAGUACACCUACCUCUACGUCAGGUGUAGGAAGAACCCACAGACCUGGGCCGUAUCGCCAGCCAGUACAGGUAGCAUGUACCAUGAGUGUUCCCUAGUACCUUUAGUAACAACCAAUACCCCCACAGACCUGGGCCGUAUCGCCAGCCAGUACUACAUCAAGUAUGACACGGUCGAGGUGUUCAAUACGUUCCUGCGUCAGGUGAUGAACGAGGCCGACAUCCUGGCCGUCAUAUCACAGAGCUCGGAGUUCCAGCAGCUCAAGAGAGAGAGCCAAUGUUACUUCAUCCCGACUACGUGCCUCACCCCAUGCGCUGGAGAAGGGGGGGCAGCCCUCAGCAUCUCCCGCGUCAGGGUCGAGGGCUUCUCCCUCGUGUCCGACAUGAACUACGUGAUUGAGAACUCGGUGCGCAUCACACGGGCGCUGUUCGAGAUCGUGCUGCACAAGAACUGGCCGCUGCUGGCGGGUCGCCUGCUCACCAUGGCCAAGAUGCUGGAGCGACAACUCUGGAACUUCCAGAGCCCCCUGCACCAGUUCUCUAAACUGCCCCAUGAAAUACUCAACAAGAUCGAGGCCAAGAGACUCACUGUCGAGAAAAUCAGAGACAUGGACGCUAAAGAGAUCGGUCUGCUGCUGAAGUUUGUCUAUCGGGCAGGUCUGCUGCUGAAGUUUGUCUAUGGGGCAGGUCUGCUGCUGAAGUUUGUCUAUCGGGUGAUGCUGGAGGCGCAGCAGGAGCUGGUCUUCACCAUCCCUAUAGUGGAGCCGCUGCCAUCACAAUACAUCGUACGCGCCGUGAGCGACCGCUGGCUGGGCUGCGAGACCUGCGCCGUUAUUGACUUCCAGCGCCUCGUGCUGCCUGACCUGCAUCCCCCACACACAGCGCUGCUGGACCUUCACCCUCUGCCAGUAACCGCCCUUCAGAACGCCGAGCUCGAAGUGCUGUUCCCCUUCACACACUUCAACCCCAUCCAGACGCAGCUGUUCCACACGCUGUACCACACGGACCACAACGUGCUGCUGGGGGCGCCCACGGGGUCUGGCAAGACCAUCGCUGCUGAGAUCGCCAUCUUCAGGGUCUUACGGGAGCAGCCCGACUGCAAGGUGGUCUACAUCGCGCCCAUGAAGGCUCUGGUGCGGGAGCGCGUCGACGACUGGAAGACCAAGAUAGAAGGCCACCUGGGUGAGGGGGGAGGGCCACCUGG